This is a messenger RNA of Seriola aureovittata, 1519 nucleotides long. RefSeq names its product ketohexokinase (gene khk). The coding region runs from base 89 to 1003 and encodes 304 amino acids. The record is from RefSeq and is a predicted model, not a curated record. Gene Ontology annotation, molecular function: ketohexokinase activity. The transcript is spliced from 8 exons. Lineage: Eukaryota; Metazoa; Chordata; Actinopteri; Carangiformes; Carangidae. Gene Ontology annotation, biological process: fructose metabolic process.
GAAGUGGUGCAUCUUAUUAUUGUGAGACGACAGAGGAAAUGACGUUUGUGUAUCAAAGUCCAAACUGCAGUUGAAUGAGUGGAUCAACAUGGAGCAACAGAAGAAGACUCUGUGUGUGGGCCUGGUUUGUCUGGACAUCAUCAACGUGGUCGACAAAUACCCCGAAGAAGACACAGACAGCAGGUGUUUGUCACAGCGUUGGCAGCGAGGAGGAAACGCUUCAAACUCCUGCACAGUGCUGUCACUUCUUGGAGCUCCCUGCGCCUUCAUGGGCUCACUGUCUGCUGGACCUGUGGCCAAUUUUAUUUUGGAAGAUUUUCAGAAGUUCCACAUCGACGUGUCUCUGGUGUCUGAGCACGCUCAGUGUGUCCUUCCAGCCUCUGUGGUCAUCAGCAACACCAGCACGGGAAGCCGAACCAUCCUCCACAUGAACAGGAACCUUCCUGAUGUCACAGCGGAGGAUUUUUCUAAAGUCGACCUCCAUCAGUUCAAGUGGAUCCACUGGGAGGGCCGAAAUGCUGAGGAGCAGGUGAAGAUGAUCCAGCAGGUAGUCAUGUAUAACAGCACGUUACCACAGCAACAGAAAAUCACCGUGUCUGUGGAGAUAGAGAAGACCAGAGAGCCGCUUUAUCAGCUGUUUCCUCACGGCGACGUGGUGUUUGUCAGUAAAGAUGUCGCCCGUCACUUCGGCUUCCAGUCAGCUGAAGCUGCUCUGAGAGGACUCUACAGCCGGGUCAAACAGGGGGCUGUCCUGGUCUGUGCCUGGGCAGAAAAGGGAGCGGAUGCUUUGGGUCCUGAUGGUGUCAUCGUUCAUUCAGAUGCUUUUCCUCCUGAAUCUUUGGUCGAUACUCUCGGGGCCGGAGACACUUUCAACGCCGCCGUCAUCUACACACUGUCCAAUGGCGGAAGUUUGCAGGACGCCCUGGCCUUCGGCUGCAAAGUUGCUGGCAGGAAGUGCGGUUUCCAUGGUUACGAUGACAUCGGCAAAUAUUUCACCAAGUGACCAGAGAGUUAAAACCUGGUUUGUUUCAGCUCCAAACUGUGACAGACUCAGACUACUGUUGUUCCAGUCCGAUUGGUGAUUUGUUUCAGCACUCAGAUUAUAUUAAUAUAUAAAUAAUUAUUUUAAAAAGAUUGAAAUAAUUAUCAGUUUGAGAAGUUAAGCUUAACAAAAAAACUGUGACAAAUCUGUUUAUCACAUACUUUCAUCACGUGAAAGUUGUUUACAAGUGUGAGCUGAUUAUAAACUGAUAAUUAGCUGAUAGUUACCUGAGUUAACUACUUCCAGUUAGCUUAGUUUACUAAUAGCAAUUGAUCAUUAACUGAUAUAUUAACUGAUAUUACUUGAUAAUUAACUAUUAACAAGCUGCUAAUUUAAUGUUGACUGAUUGACUUUUACUUUGUGAUGCAGUGAGUUUGAAUGAAGGCAAAUGAUUUUGCUGCUGUAUUUUUUAUUCUUUUUUUUUACCAUAUUAGAAUAAAAUCUGCCAAAUUGAUCAAUAAAUGACGUGAAGUGAAA